AUGGCGCAAGCCGCCAAGCAGCUCCGUAAGACCAAGGACCUCGCAGAGGCCGUCGCCCAGGAGCAGAGGGAGAAGGAGGAGGAGAAGAUCAAAAAGAGGAAUCGGACCAGGGAUCGCAGGCGCAAGGCCGAUGCAUCUACCAGCUUCCUGCGUGCGGCACGUUCAGGGAACCUGGACAAGGCUCACGAUCUCUUGAAGAAUGGACUCAACAUCAACAUAGCCAAUCAAAAUGGUCUCAACGGGUUGCACCUGGCCUCUAAAGAAGGCCACGUCAAAAUGGUCCUGGAGCUUCUACACUCCGGCAUUCAGCUGGAAGCCACCACCAAGAAAGGGAACACGGCUCUCCAUAUCGCAGCGCUGGCAGGGCAGGAGAAAGUGGUGGCUGAGCUCGUCAACUAUGGUGCCAACGUCAACGCCCAGUCACACAAAGGGUUCAGUCCUCUCUACAUGGCCGCACAGGAGAAUCACUUAGAGGUGGUAAAGUUCCUGCUCGAGAACGGUGCCAAUCAGAGUCUCCCAACCGAGGACGGCUUCACCCCCCUGGCAGUAGCCCUCCAGCAGGGCCACGAAAAUGUUGUGGCACUACUCAUCAACUAUGGCACUAAGGGCAAGGUCCGCCUCCCAGCGCUGCACAUCGCCGCACGGAACGAUGACACGCGCACCGCCGCCGUGCUCCUGCAGAACGAUCCAAACGCUGAUGUUCUCAGCAAGACUGGUUUCACACCUCUCCAUAUUGCAGCCCACUAUGAGAACAUGAGCGUAGCCCAGUUGCUGCUGAACAGAGGAGCCAAUAUAAACUUCACCCCCAAGAAUGGCAUCACACCCAUUCACAUAGCCGCCAGGAGGGGCAAUGUGAUGAUGGUCAGACUACUGCUGGACAGAGGAGCACAGAUUGAUGCCGUAACUAAGGAUGAGCUGACUCCUCUCCACUGUGCAGCCAGGAAUGGCCACGCUCGCAUCAUUGAGAUCCUGCUGGAACACGGUACUCCCAUCCAGGCGAAAACCAAGAACGGUCUGUCCCCCAUCCACAUGGCAGCUCAGGGGGAUCACAUGGACUGUGUCAAGCAGCUACUGCAGUACAACGCAGAGAUCGAUGACAUCACGCUGGACCAUUUAACCCCUCUUCAUGUAGCAGCCCACUGUGGUCACCAUCGGAUGGCCAAAGUCCUACUGGACAAGGGGGCCAAAGCCAACGCACGAGCUCUGAAUGGCUUCACACCUCUCCAUAUUGCCUGCAAGAAGAACCACAUGCGGUCCAUGGACCUGCUGCUCAAGCACUCUGCUUCCCUAGAAGCUGUCACAGAGUCUGGUCUCACUCCUCUUCAUGUAGCAGCUUUCAUGGGCCAUCUGAACAUCGUAAAGAACCUUCUCAAGAGAGGGGCUUCACCUAAUGCUUCCAAUGUGAAAGUGGAGACCCCCCUCCACAUGGCCGCCAGAGCAGGACACUGUGAAGUGGCUCAGUUCCUGCUGCAGAACACGGCGCAGGCGGACGCUAGGGCUAAGGAUGACCAGACACCUCUACACUGUGCGGCCCGCAUGGGCCACAAGGAGCUGGUCAAGUUGCUUCUUGAGCACAAGGCCAGCCCCGACUCGGCAACCACUGCAGGCCACACACCCUUACACAUCUCUGCACGUGAAGGACACAUCCACACCAUCCGGAUCUUGUUGGAUGCUGGGGCACAUCAGACCAAGAUGACGAAGAAAGGCUUCACUCCCCUCCACGUGGCCUCUAAAUAUGGGAAAGUGGAUGUGGCCGAGCUCCUUCUGGAGAGAGGGGCCAACCCUAACGCAGCUGGGAAGAACGGUCUGACACCCCUUCAUGUGGCCGUCCAUCACAACAACCUGGAUGUUGUUAGACUCCUGGUCAGCAAGGGAGGAUCUGCACACAGCACUGCCCGAAACGGCUACACUUCCCUGCACAUAGCGGCCAAGCAGAACCAGAUGGAGGUGGCCAGUUGUCUGCUGCAGAAUGGGGCAACGCCCAAUGUCGAGUCCCUCCAAGGCAUCACGCCCCUACACCUGGCUUCACAGGAGGGGCGGUCGGACAUGGUGGCCCUGCUCAUCUCCAAACAGGCCGACGUCAAUCAAGGAAACAAGAGCGGGUUGACCCCGCUGCAUCUUGUGGCUCAGGAAGGUCACGUGGGAAUCGCUGACACGUUGGUCAGACAAGGAGCCUCCGUUUCCGCUGCUUCACGGAUGGGCUACACACCCCUUCAUGCUGCCUGUCACUAUGGCAACAUCAAGAUGGUGAAGUUCCUUGUGCAGCAGCAGGCUCAUGUGAACAGCAAGACACGGUUGGGCUACACCCCUCUGCACCAGGCAGCGCAGCAGGGCCACACGGAUAUUGUCACCUUGUUGUUGAAACACGGAGCGCAGCCCAAUGAGGUUACUUCGAACGGGACGUCUCCCCUGGGUAUUGCCAAACGGCUGGGUUACAUCUCCGUCAUUGAUGUGCUCAAACUGGUGACCGAGGAGUCUGUCUCCGCGAUCACGACUGAGAAGCAUCGGAUGAGUUUCCCUGAGACCGUCGAUGAGAUUUUGGAUGUUUCGGAGGAUGAAGGUGUUGCCCAGCUAAGUUUAGGAGACGAGUUGCUCGGGAUGGAUGGAGCACGCUAUUUGAAGCUUGAUGACUUCAAGGACCAGGACGAUGACUUCCUCUCUCCAAAGAAAUCCAUGAGAGAAUUUGAGGGUGGCUUGGGAACCACGCCGUAUUCUCCUGCUAUUCCCAGGAUCCCUUGCGUGUCCCCAGAGACUGUACUGCUGGAUCAGCACACCCCCAUCCCCCUGCCGAAGGAGUAUGAUGAUGACUCUCUGAUCCCGAGCAGCCCGGCUACAGAGACUUCGGACAACGUCAGCCCCGUGGCCAGCCCCAUUCACACCGGCUUCCUGGUGAGUUUCAUGGUGGAUGCUCGAGGAGGCUCCAUGCGAGGCAGCAGACACCACGGCCUGCGAGUUAUCAUCCCUCCUCGAACCUGCACUGCACCGACACGCAUUACCUGCCGCCUGGUCAAACCUCAGAAACUGACCACACCUCCUCCGCUGGUGGAGGGGGAGGGGCUCGCUAGCCGAAUCAUCUCCCUCGGGCCAUCGAGCAUGCAGUUCCUUGGGCCAGUAAUAGUAGAAAUUCCCCACUUUGCCUCUCUGAGACGAGGGGACCGAGAGCUUGUGGUCCUCCGCAGCGAAAAUGGCUCAGUCUGGAAGGAACAUCGCAAUCGCUAUGGUGACGAAGUGCUGGAAACUAUUCUGAAUGGCAUGGAUGAAGAAUUGGAGAGUCACGACGAACUGGACAAGAAGAGAAUCCGUCGGAUCAUCUCCACCGACUUCCCCCUCUACUUCGCUGUGGUCUCCCGCAUUCAGCAGGAGAGCGAUCUGAUUGGUCCGGAGGGCGGCCGGCUGAUCAGUAAGCUGGUGACCCACGUCGAGGCCAUCUUCCCCGAGACGGCCGUCACCAAGAAAGUGCGACUGGGGCUGCAGGCGCAGCCAAUCCCCGAUGAGAUGCUGACUCGUCAGAUUGGUAACCAGGCGACCUUCAGCCCAGUGGUCACCAUCGAACCACGCCGACGCAAAUUUCACCGUCCAAUCGGGUUGCGCAUCUCUUUGCCGCCAUCCUGGCGGGAGAGUCCGCGGGAUGCCGGGGAGGGUGACACCACCAGCCUGCGCCUGCUCUGCAGUGUCAUUGGUGGGACAGCGCCAGCUCAGUGGGAGGACAUCACUGGAACCACCAAGCUGAUGUAUGCCCACAGCUGUGCCAACUUUACCACCAAUGUUUCGGCAAGAUUCUGGCUGGCAGACUGUCCACGCACGGCAGAGGCAGUGACCUUUGCCAAUUUGCUGUACCGGGAGCUGAUGUCUGUUCCAUAUAUGGCCAAGUUUGUUAUUUUUGCUAAGAUGAAUGAAGCACGGGAGGGCCGCUUGCGUUGUUACUGCAUGACAGAUGACAAGAUGGACAAAACACUGGAGCUGCAUGAAAACUUCACCGAAGUGGCCCGCAGUCGAGACAUUGAGCUGAUGGAGGGCAUGCCGCUGCACCUCGAGUGUUCUGGGAACCUCGUGCCCAUCCGGAAGGCCACCCAGCAGCCUCGCAGCUUCAGCUUCCAGGCCUUCAGAGAUAACCGGCUGCCUGUCUCCGUCAAGGUCAGAGAUAGUAACAAGGAUGCCACUGGGAUUUUGUCCUUCCUGCGGAAGUGCACCAAGUACGAGGACACACAGCACGUACUGUGUAACCUAAACAUAACCAUGCCACCCUGUGUGAAGGUUGUUGGAAGUGAGGAGCGCAGGCGAACCCUAACCCCCCUCGCCCUGAGGGAGCGCUACAGUGCACUGAACGAGCCGGGCGUGGCCACAGUGAACGCCAUGGAGCGGACGGAGAUCAAAAUCAACAUCAUAUCUGAACAGCUCGGUUUGAGCUGGGCAGAGUUGGCUCGUGAGCUUCAGUUUGCUGUGGACGACAUCAACCGGAUUCGUGUCGAGAAUCCAAACUCCCUGCUGGACCAAAGCUCUGCGCUGCUCAACCUGUGGGUCGGCAGGGAAGGCAAACGGGCCAAGAUGGAGAGCCUGCACACUGCUCUGAGGAACAUCGACCGUGCAGACAUUGUGACGUCUCUGGAGAGUCAGGUGCCACAGCCCGCGCCCGGUUUCUUAGAGGAGGGGGCCUGUCGACUCGGAGACCGCGACUCCACCCUGCUGUCCCCCGGUGUCUUCAAUGAGGUCAAGGACAAAAGGUCACCGCGCCUCAUGCACAAGCCACGAGUUAUUAGACCCCCGUUUUUCAGAAGGGGUUAUGGGCUGGUGCAGGAGGAGCUGCUGUCUCCGGCCUCCAUGCAGUACGGCUUGCCCUCCCCGCUGGGCUCAGAGCCCUACUGGCAGGAAGUGUCCAUCCUCGAGUGUGCCCCAAUCGCCACCACCGAAGAAGACACAUUAAUGGAGAUGUCGGACGUUCAGGUGUGGCCGGCGGGGCUCAGCCCCUCGCUGGUCACGGUGGAGGACUCGUCCCUAGACGGCAGCAGUCGGGCAGACGACUCGGAGGGCGCCACACUCUCCCUUCCCUGCAGCUUGGGUCGCCCGAGCAGUGGAGCAAGUGGGGCCAGUGUUUCCAUCAUGGAGCUGGAGGAGGAGGAGGAGGAGGAGGAUGAGGAGGAAGUGGAGGUUGAAGAGGAGGAGGCGCCACAGGAGCCAGCAACUUUACUGGCAGAAUGGGACAGGGUGAGGGCCAGUGGUGCUGUACCCAAGGUCAACCUAAAUGGCCAGCUGGGAGGUCAGAGGUUGGAUGGGAGGAGAGGAGAGGUCCUUGCAGCAGGAGGAGGAGGAGGAGGAGGUGUGGAGUUGGGUUCAGUGGAAGGGAUUUCUGUUGUUGCAGGCCAGCAGGUGUAUGUCCAGCGGUAUGAGACGUCAGGACUGAGUCGGUCAUCGGAGCACAAUGGAGAUAAGCGCGUGGUGGGAGGCGAAGCAUUUCAACCUUACUUAGCAGACAAGGACUCCCUGCAGGCCUGGGUGGGCUCGGUGUCAUCGGCACGCGACGGCGCCGUGCCAGGCUUGAGCGCGGCCCCGGAGGCUGUGCCGACUCCGAAAGAGGAGAAAGAGGACCGUGCUGCUGAGGUGCAGUUUGUGGAUGAGCACGGGCGGGUGCUCGCCAGAAGGGUGGGGGUGGAUGUGAGAAAGGACACCAGUCUGCGGAGAGUUAAACACUGAAAUACACACACUACCCAGUCCUCCAGGACCGGAAAGCCACUGCCAAAUCAUCCUACACAAAAACAACACAACCAGGCCGCAGAGGGAAAUGAGCGAGGGAGGAGAGGAAGAGCAAGACAAAGACUUAAGAAGUGAAAACUACAAAAUGACAAACACAGAAUCCUCGUCCUCAGCGGGUGACCGGCUGAGACCACAAAAGAAAAAGGGACAGAGACAGAGAAAAAAAAGAGGAAUUCAACUUGUAGUUUUAUAACAUUUGUAAAGAAAAACAUCAAUUAGAGUAAGGCAUGAUUCUUCUUCUAUUUUUGUUUGUUUUUUUACAACAACAAAAAACAUAAAUGUCAGUAAAACAACCAAGAAAAAAAAAAUGCCACAAAAAGUGCUUCCUGUGAACUGUAAUCGCAUGAUGACUGCUGGUGCAUGCCCUUUGACCUUUUGAACUGUCAUUAUCUACAAACCGAAGGGGUACAAGGUACGGGGCUGGCCCAUUCUUUGGCCACAGGCCAUUUCAAGGACCUAUUCCCCCCCAACUGGAGUGGUUUGUGUCAGCAAGUGGAGUCCGAUAACACUACAGCCCCAACAAAAAAAAGAGUCCCUGAACGGAUCACCUGUACACAGCUGAGCCGACCGGAGCUUCUUUCACUGGAUCCUUCCCCCUGUUAUUCUCAAUGUGAUAUAUGCACUCUAUGCGAUGUGGACAUGUGUCAGUGUGCGUAUGUGUGCGUAUGUGUGCGUAUAUGUGCGCGUAUUCUUCUGUACCGCAUGUGUUUCUUGCCUCUAACUUGCUGCUGAGCUCUGCCUAAUGAUUGGCUCUCUGGCCCUGUGAUGUCACGGCCCGCUCAGUGCUGGAAGGGGAAGCCGCUGUGCCGCUCGUGAGUGUUUCUGUCUGCGCGUGCUGUCGUCUUUUCCUUUGUGGAUGAACUUCUUUUUUUUUCGCAGCCUGUCCACCUUGUUGUUGUGUUUACUUUUUAUGAUGAGUGUUUGGUAUUGUCUAACCACGGUUGAGAACUGAAUUUCUUUCACCCCUCGUGUUCUUCGGAAAGGGGUCGGUUGCUUGAUUGUUUUGUGCAGCAGCUCUUCGACACAAAGAUUGACGCUUUUCUCCCCCGUGACCUUUUCUACCUUCUUCCGUCAUUUCUCCCAGUAGCGCACGUCACCUCGUCACCUUCACAGUCUUUAUCAGUAGCCUCCGUCAAUAUGCAGUGAACUCACAGGCCUCUUCAUCAGCGUCCAUAGCUCCUCCAUCGAAUGCUCAACAACCUUCCUCGUGCGCUCCAUCUUCACCUGUUUGCGUCGGCUGUAGCGCCUCGCCGUCAGAUGCAAGUCUAUCCGUAUGAAACCAAGUGAAUGAAGUGGAAAAAAACACGGAGGAUGUGAUUGUUUGAGCGUGUAGGGAUUUGGAGUCGUGCGCUUCAAUGGUAGCAAGUCUGAAAUGGCAUUGUGAUACCACAGGAAUGGAACAUGGCAUUGUGAUAAGAACAGACAGGUAACACUGUGAUUGUCUUAUCAGCACUGACCCCAGACUCGUGAACAAAACAUAAGCACACACACACACAAUCAGAAGCAUCGUGUCACAAUGAAAUAGCUAUUGCCUGGUGUGAGUGUUAGAUGUUGGAGUUUGCCACAGCAAUAAUGCAAGAACGCAGAAGAUGGAAGCCAGUGGUUCUGUAGGUCUUCGUGAAGGACUGGGAAAUGAAAGCUCCUCUGUGAAGACAACGGUCCAGGCGAACAUUAUUGGAGUCUGGCGUCGGGGCGGCUGUGCUUUAUCGGACUGGUUCCGUCGUCCUUGGCGGGAAGUAGUCCAAGAAGACAAACAAGACCCGACGAUCCAGCUUUAGCAGGAGGCCUGGGAGGGGGCGUUUGUUUUUCAGCACCCAACGUAGCAAAACAUAAACCAGGGUAUGUUAACCUAACUCACUGAUACCUACCGAGGAGUCUGCUGCUGCCGUGAGGUGGAAGCCACCCAGCUCCACUGUCUCUGUCUGUGUAGUUUGAGUUGUACACGAUAGUGGCUUCACUGUAAACCACCCACUAAGCACUUCCUUUUAGCCAGAAACCUGACGGCAUUACUAUGAAGGCGUUCAUAUCAUAGUAGCACACAUUCUCCUGGACAUCAAAACACAAUAUUUGAGUACUGUAAAUGUUACUGUAGCCUGAAUGAGUGAGACACCAAGUGAACGCAUCCAUUUGUUGCGCAGCACACAGAUGCACAUUCUUUUCCAUGCCCGGCCUGCGCACACGAGAGCCUCAUCCGAUACGGCACAUGUUUAUUACAUAGCACACGUUUUCCACACUGUUACUCCACUCAGGUUUUCAGUUCUGCUCUGUCAGAAUCAAAGUGUUUUCCUUUUUAAGUUCCGAGUCCUCCUCUCAAAGACGUGUGUGGGACACAAAGCGAGCGCUUCUGAAUAAGACUUUGGUUGUUGGGGCCGUUUUGGGGCAGAAUGGGGAUACACAGGAGCCUGGGGAGGAUGGUAUGGAGGAGGGUUGUGUGUGUGUGUGUGUGUGUGUGUGUGUGUGUGUGUGUGCGUGUGUGCGUGUGUGUGGUGGUGGUUGAUUCAAAUAAGACCAAAGAGGAGACAGAGUGUCGAGCAUGUGCUUCAGUAACCACUCAGCUCUGCUAAGCGAGUGAUGAACACAAUGAAAUAAAAAAAGGAGUUGGUCGAGCAUUAUUCCUUCUACAAAGAAGUAAACCAAGUUAAACAAGACUACAUUUUAUAAAACAAAGUUCCCAACAUCGCCAGAUGAAGCUGUGCUGACAGAAUAUGACUCCCUCAAUCUCCAAAGCGACUAUAGUUAGUCUCUACGUCUUGUUCUGUAUCAGCACAAGAAAGAGGUGGAGAAUCACCUCACGAUUCAGUAUAUAGUCGAUUCUUUGUUAGUGGAGGAAGCCGCCUUUCCCGCUUAGGAUCCUAAUUGCAUAGCCAGGCCAGAAGGAUUCACAAGAGACAAAGCGUGAGCUCGGCGAGAGCGGGGGACAACAAUAAAAUGGUGCAUGGACGUGUCUCAAGCAAUAUGCAAGGAUUAGAGUCAAGCUGCCUUCUUUAGUCAUUAGGAUGAAUCCUGGUUGAGUAUUAUUGGACAUUAAACUAAUGAGUACACGUGGGAACAACCUUUUCUUUGGUGGAUAACCAAAAAGAUAGGAUAGGACUCAUGACCUCAGUAUUUCUAAAAGUCUAACUAUGGCCCUCGCAGCGUCUCCCGGCCUGUUUUCUGCCCCCCGGUGGUUGAUGCACGCCAUGGCGCCAAAUCAACAGGGACUCAAAUUAUUAAUCUGAGCCAUUAUCCUUCUGUUUGAUUGACAUCUAAUAAUAACUUCUGAAUUAAAAGAACUCAAUGUGAAAUAAAUUCAACUCCACCAUGUUUGUGUGUGAGUGUGCACGUGCGUGUGUGAGUGUGCACGUGCGUGUGUAAG
Messenger RNA from Pseudoliparis swirei, 9103 nucleotides. Its product is annotated as ankyrin-1-like. Gene Ontology annotation, molecular function: protein binding. The transcript has 44 exons. The coding region runs from base 1 to 5688 and encodes 1895 amino acids. NCBI's taxonomy places the organism in Eukaryota, Metazoa, Chordata, Actinopteri, Perciformes, Liparidae. The record is from RefSeq and is a predicted model, not a curated record. Gene Ontology annotation, biological process: signal transduction.